AUGGCUAAGUACAAGCUUCGUUGGGGCCAGGUGUUUAGUCGCCGCGAAGAGGAACGGGCGCGGCGUGAGCCGUCACGUGAGCGCGGGCGAUCCUUGGAGCGCUCGCCGCGCAGGCCGGCUUUUUGCGCACAUCGAGUGCCGGUUGCUAGGGACCAGCGGGCGGAAGGUAGGCCAAGAGUAGGAGCGUACGCCGUUAGCGCGGACGGAGACGCGGGGCAGAGAGAGCGGGAUCGCGGAGAUAGCGGGCAUGGGAGCGACGAGCGCCGCGCCGUGGGAGAAUUUCGCUCGCCGGAAGGACGCGGGCGCCGCCGCGAUGAGAGAGGCCGCUGGCGUGGCCUCGAGAGGUUCAACGCCGACCGAGCGAGGGAAGCCGCCCACGGGGAAGAACCGUGGGAGACUUCUAGUGAGGAGGAGGCGGAAGAGGCCGGUGCACACCUGGAGCGAGCGGCCGAAGACGCUGACGGAGGGGAUGACAAGGAGGAGCCCGUGACUGGGAUCGGAAACGCCAAGCCUGGAGCGGCAGAGGUCGUUGGGAGUGCAAGCCAAGUGGGAGGAUCGCAAUCGGGACGGCGGGAAUGGCGCGAGCGGGAUGCCAGCCAUCAGGAGGAGCAGAGCGCAGAGGGGCUUCGUCGACAGGAGCGGCGGGAGUGGGGCGUGCGCGUCGGUGCCACUAGUAGUGGGACGCAAGGAGAACGCAGCAGAAGUGACAUGGGCGGGCUGCGCGUAGCAAGGGAAGAACCGCGGCAGUGGGAGCGGCAGCCUGUCAACCCUCGCGCACUCGACGGGCGGCGGGCGCAGAAAGGCGGGGUCGGAGACGGCGCACUAUCGCUAGGCAGGCAGGUGACGCGCAAGGAAGGCGAAGAGGACGAGCCACGCGCAUCCAGUCACUACUGGCGGCGGGGAGAGGGACACGAGGAAGGGCCCAGUUCGGCGGAAAGGCGCGGCCAGCGGCAAGAGGAGCGAAGCAGGGUGGCGUGGAUAGCCGGCCCGCGGGAGCAGUGGGAGAGGAGGACGGGCAGGGAAUUUCGCUCGCCGCUCGGCAAGCGGCAGCGGGGAAGGGAAGAUGGCGGGGACGCACGCGUGUUUGUGGAUUGGCGGCGGCAGGAGAGGGGCGCAGCUUGGUCGCCGUCGCCAGAGAGGAGAGGGGCAGAAGGGAAGCUUACGGGGAUGCGGGCUGGAGCCGGUGAUGGCGAGAGAGCAGAGCGGGUGGAGGAAGCUUAG
Molecule: messenger RNA, 1221 nt
Organism: Closterium sp. NIES-65
Lineage: Eukaryota; Viridiplantae; Streptophyta; Zygnematophyceae; Desmidiales; Closteriaceae
Source: the annotation of a GenBank genome assembly